AUGUGUAGAGGGUUUCAACACAACGAAAGAGAUCGCUUGAGAAUCAAAGCAUUUUAUAUUCAUUUAUCAGUUUCAUGUACAAGGAAGAUUUUACCUGAUUUUUUGACGCUGCAUUAUCUUCCUCGGAUUAACGGGAGCCCUUUGGAGAUAAACGGGUCGGAUAUUAAACCCGAUUCGCCCGGCUUCGUCACGCUUCACAGGGUAUUAUUGGAGGAGAGCAAAGGGGUUGUUUAUGGGAGUAGAGAGAGAGUAAAGGUUUGUGAAGGAGUGAGAUUUGAGAUAUAUGUUGGGGAUGUAAAGGUGUUGAAAGGAACUUUUGGGAAAGACGAGGGAGAAAAUUGGAAAAUGGAGUGCAAAUGUUGUUUAACGGAGAGUGAUGAUAUCAAGGUGAAGGAUGCUGAGAUAUGUGUCUCUGUGGAAGGUCAGGCUGCGGUGAUGAGAGAGAAGGUGGCGAUGGCGGUGGCACGGCGGCGGAGUCGCUCGACGUGUUGUCAAUUGGAGGAAAUUCCGGAGGAGAGAGAGAGAGAUUUUGAACUUGAAUCAGACGGCUGCUGUGGUUGUUCUGAUUGUAUCGGCGACGGCAGCAAUAAAGGUGGCGAGAUGGACGUGGAAAUGGAGGCGGUAGCAUGGGCCCUGGAUGUGGGGAUUUGGGUGAUGUGUCUUGGAGUUGGAUACUUCGUUUCAAGGGCUUCUUCAAAGAGCUUGCGUAGGAAGAGACUGAUAUAA
Molecule: messenger RNA, 726 nt
Organism: Fraxinus pennsylvanica
Lineage: Eukaryota; Viridiplantae; Streptophyta; Magnoliopsida; Lamiales; Oleaceae
Source: the annotation of a GenBank genome assembly